Homarus americanus (American lobster) is the source of this 833-nucleotide messenger RNA. RefSeq lists its product as uncharacterized. NCBI's taxonomy places the organism in Eukaryota, Metazoa, Arthropoda, Malacostraca, Decapoda, Nephropidae. The transcript has 5 exons. The record is from RefSeq and is a predicted model, not a curated record. Bases 137 to 625 code for a protein of 162 amino acids. Gene Ontology annotation, biological process: mitochondrial electron transport, NADH to ubiquinone.
UGAUUAAACAAUAACUACCAUAUGAUUGUUUGGUUAGGAGCUAUUCAAUUUAUGAUGAAUAAUUGUAAUUGAGUAGUUUAACCGUCCUGUUCGUGGUACUAUUCCCACAUUGGUUACCUGGAGUCGACGGUACAAGAUGGCUCACUCAAACACGGGAGGAGUAAAGGCGUUUCCUAUUGAGGGCCCCUUCAAAAAUGAGCGGACACGUUUGGCCGGCAUGACAGAUGCUGAUCGAGCCUUCCGCAAGCAGUGGCUGAAGGACCAAGUCCUUGCUGAAAGUGAACCUGCCAUCGUCCCUGGGUUCUAUGAGGCUCGCUACAACCCCAUCCGUCGCUUUUAUCGCUGGCCUCUGGACACCCUCUUCAAGCCCCUCGUGCCAGCUCUGGGUUAUCAGAGAGCUGCAAAGUACCGUUGGUUUACCGGAAAGUUUGGUUUGGUUGCCAUUGCAGCCUACGCUACUUGGUAUUACUUCAAAUAUGACCAGAAUGACUGGACGAGGAAGGGAGGUUGGAGAGUCACACAGAGCAAAGAGAUGGUGACCCCUAAUGACCCAAGAUUCCCUCUGGUCUCUCAUAAGGAAGGAGCCGAUUAUGCUGUUCGAGGAUUUAAGUCUAGCCCAAUUUAAACUGCCUCAGAUGGAAAAUUUUUAGUAAUUUUUUUUUAUGUAAAAAUUAUGGGUCAAAGUUAUUUUGUAAGCAAUUUUAUUUUGACUGUGAAGUCUGAUUGCUGAAUACCUGUAUGAGAACCACUGUAUUGUGUGUACUGUAUAGUGUAAUACAUUGUAAAUAUAUUAAAUAAGAGACAUGAUAUUGUGAAAAUAAAUAAGUUCUUAA